AUGAGCUCGGUGCGGGUCGACAGCCAUCAGCCGUGCUGCGGCCUGGCGGCAGCCUCUUCCGACCCGCCGUCGCCCGUCGCCGCCGCCGCUGAGGUGGGCAGCAGCAGUGGGACCGGCGCCGCUGGUGGCUGCUCGCCGAUGCCACGGGUGUGCGGCGUCCGCUUUGGCUCCGUCGACGUGCUUUACCACAGCGUACAUCUCGACGACUCAAAGCUGCCGAGCGACGGCCUCGCACCGCUCGGACUCGGAGAGCUGCAGCGGCGGGAGCAUCUGCAGGUGGACAGCUUCGAGCGGCAGCGGUGCGGGCAGCGCUGCGACGGCGGGGCGAUGGUGAUCCCGCCUGCCGAGAGGGCCUCGCUGGCCGGCAUGAAGCGGCAGGCCUCCCUCGAGGCGAUCGAAAAGGUGAACGAGCAGCUGCGGCUGGAGCGAGCGAGUUCGGUCCGCGAGUUCAUCCAGGCAAACUCUCUCCCGCGCACAAGCCCCCCCCCCUACCCCCGGCUCGACAACCUCUCCCUGGUCCGCGUCCUCCUCCGCUCGGGCGUAGAGGCCGCACCGCCCCCGCCGCCGAGCCGCCCGUCCUCGCGGGAGCCGCAGCCCGCGCCGCCGCCGCUCGGCUCGCCGCCGCUCGGCUCGCCGUUUGGCUCCGCGGCGCGCAUCGCUCCCGUCGCCGCGGUGGGCGGCGGGGCGGAGCUCGAUGUCUGCGCCGCCGCCGCCCCGGCCGCCGGCCCCGUUGCGUUUCGCGCAGAGAGUGGCGACGCCGCGGAGAGGGCGGCGGAGGCGUUGGCCGCCGCUGCCUCGACCGAGGUGUGA
Molecule: messenger RNA, 810 nt
Organism: Emiliania huxleyi CCMP1516
Lineage: Eukaryota; Haptophyta; Isochrysidales; Noelaerhabdaceae
Exons: 4
Coding region: 1-810 (269 amino acids)
Source: RefSeq, a predicted model, not a curated record